ACGCUGCUGCUGGCCGCCUCCAGGCUCCAUUGUGACCCCGGGAUUAAUCUACUGCUGCUCCCCAGCGGGGUGUGUGCGGGGAGAGCCUUUCCUAGCGCCCCUCGGGGCCCAGCCGGGGGGACUUUCUGCGGGGGCUGGAACCAGCCCCUGGGGCAGCCCUGGGCUCUGCCGACACCAGCCCCUGAGCCGGAGCCUGCAGGUGAGGGGGGAGACCCGGGGGAAGGGCUGGGGCCGGGCAGGAAAGUGACUCUGCACCAACGGCCCCGCCUCGCCCCAGCUCAGCUCCCGGCGGGGGUCUGCGAGUCCCAGAGCUGCUGCCCUCCCUGACUGCGCCCCUCCACCCAGGCUCUGCCCCCCUGAGCGCCUGCAGGAGCCGAGCCAGCCCCGGGAGAGCGGCCGCCCCGGGAACAGAGAAGAAGGGGAGGAAGAAGAACCUGUAUACAUGGACUUGGCAGCCAUGGUAUCGUUGGAUGAUAGUGAGGCCGAGAGUCAGGCAGUAACUGAUGAUUGCUGGUUAAAUGGCAAUAUCAUCAUGAUAACUAAGCCAGAGUCAUACAGGAUUACAUCCAGGGUACGUAGCGAGUUGCCAUCAGAAGCAGAGCAGUCUGAGCCAGAAUUGCAAGAUGAGUAACCGGGAUCAUAGAUGAGAUGGAGAGACAGACAAUGCCCAACAGCAUGGCCACUAGGAAUAAUGACAUUUCAGAAACAGAAGAGGGGAUGAUCUAGAUAUCUUCAGCAGAUUAGUUGGAUAAAGAGAGCCAGCCUUCUGGAAGAAUAAAUCUGAUAUGCACAUUCUGCUUUUGCAAAAAGGAAACUUACCAAAAAAAGCCAAUACAAAGUUGUCUCAUUCCCUUGAGAGACGGGGAAAGGAAAUGGCUGGAGUGGAGUUGGUAACCUUUGAGGAUGUGGCUGUGUAUUUCACAAAGGAAGAGUGGGCUUUGCUGGACCUGGGUGAGAGAGCCCUGUACAGGGACGUCAUGCAGGAGAAUUAUGAGACUGUGACCUCGCUGGCAAAACCUGACAUGAUCUCCCGGCUGGAACGAGGGGAGGAGCCAUGGGUCCCUGAUCUCCAGGGCUACAAGGAAGGGGAGAGCCUGAGGAAUGUCCACACAGAAGGUGAUGGCAUGAUGAGUGAGAAUGAGGAAGAGAAUCCUCAGCAAGAAGGUCCUGAGCAAGUGGAUCUACAUGGGGUGGUAUCCGGAAGAGCUGAAAAGGACGUUUCCCAGAGUCCUGAGGAGCCAGGCUUCUGUGAGAGCCAGCACAGGCCAGAGAGGCAGCAAGAAAACCACUCAGGGGAGAGAUGGGCUAAAUCCAGUCACAGAAGCAGAUGGGUCAAGAAAAUCAAAGAAACUGUUGAACAGAGAAACCCCACUAUAGAGAGACCCUACACUUGUGGUGAUUGUGGGAAAAGCUUCCCUUGGAAAUCAGUCCUUAUUAUUCACCAGAGAAUCCACACAGGAGAGAGACCUUAUAAGUGUCUGCACUGUGGGAAAAGCUUCAGACAGAGUUCAGCCCUUAUUACACAUCAUACAAUUCACACAGGAGAGAAGCCCUAUAAUUGCCCUGACUGUGGGAAAAGCUUCAACUGCAGUUCAACCCUUAUUCAACAUCACAGAAUCCACACGGGAGAGAAACCCUACAAAUGCAGUGAGUGCGGGAAAAGAUUCAGUGUGAGCUCUCACCUUCUGUCACAUCAGAGAACCCACACAGGAGAGAGACCCUAUGAAUGCUCCAAGUGCAGGAGGAGUUUCAGUCAAAGUUCACAGCUUCUAUCACAUCAAAGAACCCACACGGGAGAGAGACCCUAUGAGUGCCCUGUGUGUGGGAAAAACUUCAGUAGGAGCUCAACUCUUAUUACUCACCAGAGAAUCCACACAGGAGAGAAACCCUACAAAUGCAAUGAGUGUGGGAAAAGCUUCAGUGUGAGCUCACACCUGCUAUCACAUCAGAGAACCCACACGGGAGAGAGACCUUACGAAUGCCUCCAGUGCGGGAAAAGCUUCAGUCAGAGCUCACACCUUAUUAGACAUCAGAGAAUCCACACAGGAGAGAAACCCUAUAAUUGCCCCAGCUGCGGGAAACGCUUCAGUCACAACUCAUCCCUUAUUAAACAUCAGAGAAUCCACACAGGAAAGUAAUGAUAUAACUACCCCAACUGUGGGAAAAGCUUCAGAAUGCAGAUUUCACUAAUCACCAGAGAAUCAACAUAGGGGGAGACACUGCAAAUGCAGUGAGUGUGGGAAAAGCUUCAGUCAAAGCUCACAACGUCUAUCCCAUCAGAGAACCCAUACAAAAGAGAGACCCUAUGAAUGCCCUGAGUGCAGGAAAAGCUUCAGAGAGGUCAAACCUUAUUAUUCACCAAAGAAUCUCAUGGGGAAGAAACUCUUUCAAUGUCCCAAGUGUAGGAAAAGUUUCAGAAUGACUCAGCCCCUACUACACAACAGAGAAUCCACAGUGGAGAGAGACCCUACAAGUGUAUGGACGGUGGGAAAAGCUUCAGUCAGAGCUUAGCGCUUAUUACACAUCAUGCAAUCCACACAGGAGAGAAGCCCUAUAUCUUCUCUGACUGAAGGAAAAUCUUCAGUUGAAGCUCAACUCUUAGUCAACAGUAGAGAAUCUAAAUGGGAGAGAAACCCUACAAAUGCAGGGAGUGUGGGAAAAGCUGAGCUCACAUCUUCUAGCACAUCAGAGAACCCACAGGCAAGAGAGAACCUAUAAGUGGCCCGACUGUGGGAAAUGCUUCUGGCAGAGCCUAAACCUCAUAAGAAAUUCCACACAGGACACACAUCAUAGAAAUGCCCUGGUUAGGGAUAACCUUUGCCAAUUCCCAUGAAUUUCAGAGGGUCAGGCUAGGCUGGAGUAGCCAUGUAGUGAGGAUAUGCAAUGUGUAGUUAUUAAAACAGAAAAUGAAAUCACUUUGUUGGGACAGAGAUGUACAGAGCAAGAGGCUAGGAUGGGAUUAGAUUGUAACUUCUUCAGAAGCUCUGAACACUGAUCAUGCUCCAUUCAGUUGUUAUAAAUGUAGAACAAUCUUUAUGUUAUGACUUCUCAUUUAUUCUUGAUAGUGUUUUAGGCCCAAAUCCAACAUGGGAUUUAUGCAUUGUGACACUCAGAUAAUUACAAUGCCUAACUUUUAGGUUGUUCACAGGAACAACCCUGGGAUCCACAAAGCCCAAGUUAGAUAUCCAGGCUCCCUAUACAAGGAAGGGGAAGAGAAUGCAUCUUAGAAUGUGAUUCACAAAAGCCUUUGCACUAGGUGGGGAGCUGCCUAAGCUAAUCGGUAGGAGAUGCCAAUGAGAAGGGUAUGUCCUAAGCCCUGCCCAUUUCAUGGAGAUAGGCACCUAUCUCUGCUUCUGAUUCAUGAAGUGGAGAAGUUAGACACUCCUCUGCUGAUGGCAUCCAAGCCAAUAGGUAUGUUCAGAGGCUGCCUACCUCCACACAAAACAGCUGGUGUGGGAAAGGAGGAUCUCACUCAUAACGUUUAGCCCCAUCAUUACGGCACUUGCCCAGGAUGUGGGAGACCUCCCCCAUUUCAAGUCCCCCCUCCAUCUAAUGAAACAAAGGUAUCUGAGCAGGUAUCUGUCACCUCUCGUGAGUGCCCUGGCCACGAAACUAUGGGAUAUUCUGAUAGAUCCCUCAGUAUCUCCUUAUGAAACAAUUCCACCUUAUAUAAAUACUAAAAAGAGUCCUUUGGCUAGAGAGAGAGAGAGUUGGAAUGACUCAGCAGCAUUAUGGUUAGGGCAACCACUCCAUAAGGUGGGUGACUGUGAGUCCAGUUCCCUUUUUCCAUUGACUCUUUACAUUUCUUUGAAGACAGAAUCCUAUGUCCCACCAUGAAGGAGACUUCACAAUGAACAACAGAAGCCAGGGUGAGAAAUUCCACCUGGUAAAAAGUGCAGAAGGAUUUAGGAAAUCCAUGCUUGUUGCUAAAAUUACAUAGGGAAUUUAUGCACUUUGAAUGAAGUCAGAAUUUGUUCUUUCAGAGCAUAAUUAUUGUUUCCUUAGAACACUGAACCCAUUGGAGUUCAGAUUUAUUCCAUAAAUCCAGACUCUUGGGACAGUAGGAACUCUUACUUGGAAAAUACCAGUCAUAUAAGGCUAACAACUUCCACCCAACUAUGAAAAAUAUUGUAGUGCUUCAGUGAAAACACGGCCUCCGUCGAUGAGAGAGUUUCUCCUGAUGGCAUAGGUACUCCACCUCUUGGAGAGGUGGUAGCCAGGUCAAUGGGAGAUUUCACCCAUCAACCUAGCACUUUCUACACCGGGGGGUUAGAUCAGUUUAAAUGUGUAGCUGAGAGGGGAGGGAUUUUUCAGACCAAUGAGUGAUGUAGUCAUACCAACCUAAUUUCAUAAUGUAGAUCAGGCCUUAGAUCUCUCUCCCUUAUAACAUUACACUCUAUGUGAGAUUGAGAAAAGCUACCUUCCAACUUCAGCAUCUUUCUACAAUAUUUAUGUUCUAACCUCUAGAAUACUUUUAUUCUAUUUUUAAUUGUGUGGUGUGUUUUUAACUACAAGAGUUAUCAAAUGUGUUAAUACCUUAUACUCCUAUACUAGCCUCAUUUCACCCUUGGGGUGGUAGCUUAACUAGUUUAUCUUUGUGUAUUUAAAAUACCAUAAGUAGGGUACUUUGUGAUAAUUCUCUUUCUAUACUUGAACACUACAGUGUUUACUCACUGGUAUACAGAAUUAUGUUUAAUAAUCUCUCUUUUCUGCCAAUUAAUUCGAUCACCAGGAUCUUCCUGCUAGCUGCUUGUUAACUCUAAGAACCCUCCCUCAGCCUGCUUGAUUAGCUGUAAUUUGAAUACCAUGGUUAAUCAAACUACUUUCUGAACUUUCACACUUGUAAAAUUGCCUAUUAACUCCACUAAAUCAAAAGCAAUCCUCUCUGCUCUCCACUGUUGUAUAAUAAUCACAUUGGGUGAUUCUUGUACCCCCGCUUUUCUAUGUAAUUGUAGUCAUUUCCAGCUAGAGAUGUUUGUCUAAACUCUGCUGAAUUUCAAGCUGUAGUAAUCAUAUGACUCUGGCUUCGCCUUAAAAAUUUCACUUAGCCUCAAAAUGCUACCGUUUUUGAGACGGAAGUAAAAGUAUUAGCAACA
Messenger RNA from Caretta caretta (loggerhead turtle), 5096 nucleotides. RefSeq lists its product as uncharacterized. The record is from RefSeq and is a predicted model, not a curated record. Lineage: Eukaryota; Metazoa; Chordata; Testudines; Cheloniidae. Gene Ontology annotation, biological process: regulation of transcription by RNA polymerase II. Gene Ontology annotation, molecular function: DNA-binding transcription factor activity, RNA polymerase II-specific; RNA polymerase II cis-regulatory region sequence-specific DNA binding. Gene Ontology annotation, cellular component: nucleus.